AUGAUGAUGCCAGAAGAAUAUCGCUCUUCCUCGUAUGCUAUGGCCAUUCAAAUGCGCCUCGUUAUUUCAUUUGGAGGAGAUGGAUGGAGAGAAGAACGGAGAGUGCACCCAACGCAACUAAGCGUCAGCGGUCGAAGCCAAGCGCCCGAUAUAAUAUCUCCCGAGACCCAGGUCUAUAUCAUUGUAGGAAGUGCAAAUAAAAUUCGAGGCUGUCAGCAAUGCAAACAAGCUUUGACCGAUGCCUUUUUGAUACCACCCCUCUGGUGGGCCGAUCAUAUUCGGAAAUCAAACGGGUACUUUGGCUGUGAGGCGACCCGCGAUGCAGAGACAACUACCGGAUUAAAUACAUGGGCAUUCUUCGAGUCUAAGAGACUAACGCCUGAUAAGAGCUAUCAUUGGUCCAAGAUCAACGUCUUUACACGAUGGCUAAGCGCCAAAAAUCAAACUGGCAUUCUGAUCUUCGAUCUCAAUGAGUACACGCCCCAUCCAUGCGCGGAUUUGGUCCCAGAGAACCACCUCCUCAGUGAUCCAUUUUGGGUAUACCCUCAUAUUCUAAACUCGGUCGCCAAGCUGGAAGAGCGUGCCGUAUGGGCCAUCCGCGACCAGGUCAGGCCGAUCGAGAAAGAACAGGAAGUAGCGCGACCGCCGAAUAAAAGGCCACAACCGAACUACCGAACAUCGCACGAUAUUGCUCGACAUGCCAUACACGUCACUGAGACACUCGAUGUGGCCCUCCAGACCGUCGAGCAUAUCCUGGAAAAUCAUCGUAUCUAUAUGAGCCCAGGCUACUCAAAUCCAUUCCAGUCACACCACGAUCCUCAAAUCUGGCAGGAAAUCCAAUCGCGAUUAUCAUUUGCUCAGAACUACCUCAGCAGCAUGCGCCACCGCUCGAGCUCGAACGAGAAGAGGUUGCAAAACGAGAUUCAGCUGGCGUUCCACAUGGUUGCACAGCACGACGCAUCGGUCACGGUCAAGAUCAGCCGUGCCAUGAUGACUGAUAGUGCUGCUUUGAAGACACUUGCGUUUGUCACAUUUACGUUCCUGCCGCCAACAUUUAUCUGCGCUGUCUUCAGCAUGUCAUUUUUUAAUUACGAUCAGAGUACUGGCUGGAAGGCUUCGGGGAAGCUCUGGAUCUAUUGGGCUUUUGCAAUUCCAACAACGGUCAUCACAGCUCUCUUGUGGAACUAUUGGCAUAGGGUUCCGCCACCUGAACAAGUUCAAAAAAGGGUUGAUACAUUUGGGGACCCUGUUUAG
This is a messenger RNA of Penicillium canariense, 1254 nucleotides long. RefSeq lists its product as uncharacterized. The transcript is spliced from 4 exons. Bases 1 to 1254 code for a protein of 417 amino acids. Lineage: Eukaryota; Fungi; Ascomycota; Eurotiomycetes; Eurotiales; Aspergillaceae. The record is from RefSeq and is a predicted model, not a curated record.